Molecule: messenger RNA, 1557 nt
Organism: Harpia harpyja (harpy eagle)
Lineage: Eukaryota; Metazoa; Chordata; Aves; Accipitriformes; Accipitridae
Gene: SLC35F6
Product: solute carrier family 35 member F6
Biological process (GO): transmembrane transport
Cellular component (GO): intracellular membrane-bounded organelle; membrane
Molecular function (GO): transmembrane transporter activity
Source: RefSeq, a predicted model, not a curated record
GCGUGGCCGGGGCGGUGGCGGCCCCGGUGCAGGGCGGGAGGCGGCGGCGGCGGCGGGGCCAUGGCCUGGUCCCGGUACCAGCUGGGCCUGGCCGCCCUCAUGCUGCUCACCGGCUCCAUCAACACCCUGGCGGCCAAGUGGGCAGACAACUUCAGCGCAACCGGCUGCGGCGGGACGGAGGAGCAUGGCUUCCAGCACCCCUUCCUGCAGGCCGUGGGCAUGUUCCUGGGUGAAUUUUCCUGCCUGGGGGUGUUUAACCUGCUGGUGUGGAGGGAUCGGUGGAGGCCAGAGCCCAGCAUGGCCCCGUCGCAGCCCUUCAGCCCGCUGCUCUUCUUGCCCCCCGCCCUCUGCGACAUGACUGGGACCAGCAUCAUGUACGUGGCCCUGAACAUGACCAGUGCCUCCAGCUUCCAGAUGCUGCGAGGAUCCGUCAUCAUCUUCACUGGGCUCCUCUCUGUGGCCUUCCUGGGCCGCAAGCUGGAGCUGAGCCAGUGGCUGGGCAUCCUGGUCACCAUCGUGGGGCUGGUGGUCGUGGGGCUGGCUGACUUGCACAGCUCUCACGACCAGAAACACAAGCUCAGCGAGGUGAUAACUGGCGACUUGCUCAUCAUCAUGGCGCAGGUCAUCGUCGCCAUCCAGAUGGUGCUGGAGGAGAAGUUUGUCUACAAGCACGACGUGCACCCGCUGCGGGCCGUCGGCACGAAAGGUUUCUUCGGCUUCAUCAUCCUGGCCCUGCUGCUGGUGCCCAUGUACUACAUCCCGGCGGGCAGCUUCAGCGGGAACCCUCGGCGGACGCUGGAAGACGCCCUCGACGCCUUCUGCCAGAUCGGCCACCGGCCCCUCAUCGCCCUGGCCCUGCUGGGUAACAUCAGCAGCAUCGCCUUCUUCAACUUCGCCGGCAUCAGCGUCACCAAGGAGAUCAGUGCCACCACCCGCAUGGUGCUGGACAGCCUCCGCACCCUCGUCAUUUGGGCCGUCAGCCUGGCCGUGGGCUGGGAGACCUUCCACGGCCUGGAGAUCUUGGGUUUUGGGGUGCUGCUGGUGGGUGCCGCUCUUUACAACGGCCUGCACCGACCCCUGCUCGCCCGCCUGCCCCGGCACGUGGAGGAGACCGGCGAGGUGGCCGAACGGGAGGGCUUGCUACGUGGGGAGAACACGGCCAUCAACAGUGAGAGCUGAGCCCUCGCUACCGCUGCCCCCGUGUCGGGCUUGACCCCGGGGUUUAUUUCCCCCGGGGACCCUCUCUCCUCCCCUCGUCGGGAGGCGAUCGGCGCGGUGGUGGUGACGCCGGCCCCCGUCUUGCUGCCGUUUGCAGGAGAAACCUCUCCCCUGCCUCGCUGCCGGGGCUCUCGGAGGGGAUGGCGAGGCUGUGCCUGCCCUUCCCGGCGGGGAGCGGACCCCCCAGCCAGCUGUCUGGGGGAGAUUGAAGCCUCUGCCCCUGUUCCCAAGGGGCUCAGGUUGGGGCGGGGGGUGGGGGUGGUGGUGAGGCUGGGGUUGGGGCUGGCCCCGCUGCUCCCCGACCUGUGUCUCCCCCCAAUAAAGUGCAUCUGCCCAUGG